Molecule: messenger RNA, 1888 nt
Organism: Bombus huntii
Lineage: Eukaryota; Metazoa; Arthropoda; Insecta; Hymenoptera; Apidae
Product: cytochrome P450 6k1-like
Exons: 6
Coding region: 121-1668 (515 amino acids)
Molecular function (GO): iron ion binding; oxidoreductase activity, acting on paired donors, with incorporation or reduction of molecular oxygen; monooxygenase activity
Source: RefSeq, a predicted model, not a curated record
UUAAGCAACUUACGUUGCAAGAUUCGGAAACGUUUUCUCAUUCUGCGUAAAUCUGAAUUUGAUAUCUGUUAUUUUAUAGUGCUUGUGACGACUGAAGUAAGUCAUAGUGACACAUUCAAAAUGGCCUUGUUAACGCCAUACUGGAGUCUGGAUGGUAUCCUGAUUUUGUGGUCACUGAUGAUUGCCGCUUAUUUGUACAUGACUCGGAAUUUCAACUACUGGACGAAACGGGGCGUGAAACAGAUACCACCUACGCCCUUCGUAGGCAACUUCAUGGACUGUCUUUUGUCAAGAACACCAGCCGCAAUCUUUGUCAAGAACCUAUACAAUUACGGAGAAGGUUUACCUUUCUUGGGAUUUUACAUCUUCGACAAACCUUAUCUGUUAAUUCGCGAUCCAGAACUCGUGAAGCACGUCCUAGUGAGCGACUUUAACUAUUUCGCUAAUAGAUACGCAACUGCAGAUGAGAAGGAUGAUCGUCUUGGAUACGCAAAUCUGUUCAUGAUGAAAAAUCCAGGAUGGAAAUCUCUUAGGUCAAAAUUAACGCCGAUGUUUACCACGGGCAAGAUAAAGAAAAUGUUCGAGUUAAUGCUGGUGGUCGCUGACGAUCUUGCAAAGUAUCUCGAUUCGUUGCAUUUGGAAGAUAACGGAAAAGUAAUCGAGUUCACGGAUAUGUGCGGGAAUUUCACCACCGAUAUAAUCGGUAGCAUUGCGUUUGGCUUAAAAGUUGGUUCAUUGCAAAAUCCAAAAGCAGCGUUCCGUGAAUAUGGCAAGGCGGUCUUCGAUUUUAAUUUCUAUCGUAACUUAGAUUUACUUAUCAUAUUCUUCUGCCCUUGGUUAGUCAAGUAUCUUAAACCGAAGUUCUUUGGAAAAGAAGCGAAUAACUUCUUCCGAUCUGUUUUCUGGAAUGCGAUUGAAGAACGAAUUAAAUCGGGUCAGAAGAGGAAUGAUGUCACCGAUCUGCUGAUCGAGAUGAGGGAGAAAUACAAGAACGACGAAAAUCUGAAGGAUUACAAAUUUGACGGUGACGAUUUAGUAUCACAAGCGAGCAUAUUUUUUAUUGCUGGUUUCGAAACAUCUUCUACUACCAUCUCUUACACACUGCAAGAACUUGCAUUGAACCCAGAUAUACAGAAGACACUUAGGGCAGAACUCCAGGAUGCUCUGGCGAAAACUGAUGGCAAAAUCACAUACGAUAUAGUUAUGACGUUACCAUAUCUCGAUAUGGUUAUUUCGGAAACUCUUCGUAAAUAUCCACCUCUAACAUUCUUGGAUCGAAUUACCCUUGCCGAUUACAAAGUGCCUAAUUUCGAUCUGGUGAUAGAGAAAGAUACCCCAAUAUUCAUUUCGAAUGUGGGUGCGCACCACGAUCCGCGAUACUUUCCAAAUCCGGAAAAAUACGAUCCACUCCGAUUCACCGAGGAAGCCAAAAGAGCCAGGCAAAAUUUCGUCUACUUUCCCUUUGGUGAGGGACCCCACUCAUGCGUUGGUAUGCGAUUGGGACUCAUGCAAUCCAAACUUGGAGUAGUACAAAUAAUGAAGGACCACGAAGUUUUUCCUUGUGAAGAAACCAUAAUUCCAACGGUCCAUACUCCCACCGGAUUCACCACAAUACCUUUAGGAGGAAUCAAUCUCAACAUUCGAAAGACUGCCACUACUGCUGGUUAAAGGAAGCUAAAGAUUUACGAAUCGCGUUAUGAAAGGACUGUUCCGGAAAAUGAAGUAGCAAAUAAUCGAUUUUCAUGAGAUUAUCAAAGAUUUGGCGUCGAAAAAAGCGAGGAAAAUUACUUAAUAUUAUUAUUAGCUUGCAUUAUUAUUUAAUAUUCAUCUUAAAAAAUAUAUAAAUAUGUAAAUAAAUCUGUAAAUAAAUAAUUCUUCAUUGCAAAAU